AUGGACCCAACCCACAACCACCAUAGCCCCCGCAAGCGACGACGAAUAUCAUCGCCAACGCCAUCACAGUCACCAAAGGAGGAGGGGGAAGCUGAAGCCUCAGCAUGCGUGGUAUGCCAAGAGGCAAUCUCCGAGAAGGCGGUUGCAAGCCCGUGUGGGCAUGAGUACGACUAUGUCUGCAUACUCACGUGGAUGGAGGUUAAGCCCUUGUGCCCGCUGUGCAAGGUUGUGAUCGAGUCGUUAGAGGUUGGGGGUGUUAAGGCGAGUUUCCAUGAUCUGUGGCCUGCGGGGAGGAGGAGAAUACGAACUAAUCCAAACCCAGCAUAACGCCCCGGCGGAACCAACGCCUUCGAAACCCAUCCUCUACUCCUCCGCUUCAACCCACAGGCGCCCUUACCGUCCCCGCCGUCCCCGCUCACCGCCUCCCCCCUCCUCAACAAUCCUCACGAGACGCCACAUCUACAAGCACGCUCUGCGCUCUAGCCAUGUGGGCGCCAACCGGCUAAGCAACCACAGAAACUUCACACCGGCAACCUUCCUUGCCUCCGAGCACCUGCAAUCGCGCGCGCGCGCCUUUAUCCGCCGCGAACUCACCACCUUCGCCUUCCUGGCGGACAAUGCCGAGUUUGUGCUCGAGUACGUCAUCGCCAUACUCAAGAGCGUGGACCUCAAGAGCGCGAGCGGCGCCGCCGAGGACAUGCUCGCUGAAUUCUUGGGCAGGAGGAAUGCUGGUGUUUUCGUGCAUGAGGUUAAUGCCUUCCUCAGGAGUCCGUAUGAGCGAGCUGAGGAGUUUGAUCGGUGGGCGCAGUACCCGAGCGUCGAGAAGGGGGUGGGGGGAUUUGCCGAGUGGGAGAGGGAGGGGGGUGGCGAGAAUGCUGAGAGGGUGAGGGUGAGGGGGGGUAGACGGGAUAGGUGGUCGAGGGGUAUGAAUGCUGGAAGGGCCGAUAGGUACAGACUGGCGGCAUAA
Messenger RNA from Tuber aestivum (summer truffle), 967 nucleotides. The record is from the annotation of a GenBank genome assembly. Lineage: Eukaryota; Fungi; Ascomycota; Pezizomycetes; Pezizales; Tuberaceae.